Molecule: messenger RNA, 853 nt
Organism: Mus musculus (house mouse)
Lineage: Eukaryota; Metazoa; Chordata; Mammalia; Rodentia; Muridae
Gene: Tac2
Product: tachykinin 2
Exons: 8
Coding region: 265-615 (116 amino acids)
Biological process (GO): phospholipase C-activating tachykinin receptor signaling pathway; tachykinin receptor signaling pathway
Cellular component (GO): extracellular region
Molecular function (GO): receptor ligand activity
Source: RefSeq, marked reviewed
UGACUGGCCCUCUCUGAGUUCCAAUUCGGAUGCUGGCUCUUUCUCCUUCCUUCAGUCUCUCUCUCUCUCCUGGGCUAAGAAACCUGGAGAAAGCCCCUUCAUCUGUGUGGGAUGUAAAGGAGGGCUGGAAGGGUCAAAAAAGAUGCCCGAGCUUUGAGGGGAAAAGGAAGCAAUCAAGAGACGAGGUUGCAAAGCAGAGCAAGCAUCAGCCAGCUCCCUGAUCCUGUCAGCUAUCCAGCUCCACAGCUUUGUCCUUCAGGCACCAUGAGGAGCGCCAUGCUGUUUGCGGCUGUCCUCGCCCUCAGCUUGGCUUGGACCUUCGGGGCUGUGUGUGAGGAGCCACAGGGGCAGGGAGGGAGGCUCAGUAAGGACUCUGAUCUCUAUCAGCUGCCUCCGUCCCUGCUUCGGAGACUCUACGACAGCCGCCCUGUCUCUCUGGAAGGAUUGCUGAAAGUGCUGAGCAAGGCUAGCGUGGGACCAAAGGAGACAUCACUUCCACAGAAACGUGACAUGCACGACUUCUUUGUGGGACUUAUGGGCAAGAGGAACAGCCAACCAGACACUCCCACCGACGUGGUUGAAGAGAACACCCCCAGCUUUGGCAUCCUCAAAUAAUCCCCCAGUACAGAAAAGCACUCUACCCCUGGACCCCGGAUUGCAUCAUAAAGCAGUGCCUGCUCCUGCUUCCUCUUCUCCUCCCCUGCCUGUAAGGUCCUCCUGUUGGCUCCCUUCCCUACUCUGCAUAGAAGCUGCAUAUGAACAGCCUCAACCCCAUAGCAAUUAUGGUUUCUGUAGUGUCCUGCAUUAAAAAUGCUAUCUCUCUUCGUCAACAAUAAAGGGUUUUUACAAAGGA